GAGAGAGAGAGAGAAAGAGAGAGAGAGCAGAUGUGAGGCAGCAGCUCUUCACUCCCGCAAGUUUUGCAGCUCUCACCAGGAGAACAUGGGGAUUCAUCUAUUUUAAGGUUGACAGAGUGCAUUUUCAUACCGAGGGUAUAACGAAGAAGUCACAGUCUUUAAGAGGCUCCAGAGGAACAAAUAAACCUGGAUUUGUCAUCAUCAUCAUCAUCAUCAUCAUCCGAUGAGGAUUAAAGAAGACAGAGAAGAAAAUGGAAGUGUAUUAUUGUAAGGCGCUGCCGGGACGACAGGAGACAUUCAUCAUCCUCAUCUUUUAUCUUCAUCUGUGCUACAGGCCUAUGGCUGAAGCCAUUCAUCCGGACUGCGCCAUCAUCUCUCAGCACCUCAGGGCUCGGGAGGUUUGCAGCCAGACGAGGAGGAGUGAGGCGCAGAACCAGAGCGACCACAGCGGAUGUAACACAGAGUGGGACGAGAUUGGCUGCUGGCUGAGAGCUGAAGUCGGGCAGGUGGUCAACAUAUCCUGCUCUGAGGUCUUCCAGCAUUUCUCCAGCAAUCAAGGGUAUGUUUACAGGAACUGUACGGCAAACGGCUGGUCAGAAAUCUAUCCUCCCUAUGACGAGGCCUGUGCUUUCAGUGAUGACAGUGAGCCUGAAUCUGAGACGAGCUACCUCUCUACGUUCAGACAGGUUUACACUGUGGGCUACGCCACCUCGCUCAUCUCCCUCAUUACAGCCAUCGUGGUGUUCACAGCCUUCAGGAAGUUUCGCUGCACUAGAAACUACAUCCACAUCAACCUGUUCUCCUCCUUCGUCCUGAGAGCCACCGCUGUCUUCAUUAAGGACACCGUGCUGUUUGCAGACGAGACCCUGGACCACUGCUCCGUGUCCACGACAGCGUGCAAGUCAGCCGUGGCUUUCUUCCAGUUCAGCAUCCUGGCCAAUUACUUCUGGUUGCUGGUGGAGGGCAUGUACCUGCAGACCCUGCUGGCCCUGACCUUCGUCUCUCAGAGGAAAUACUUCUGGUGGUACAUCCUGAUUGGAUGGGGGCUCCCGUCAACAGUUCUUAUACUUUGGGUGUUGACCAGAUUCUUCUAUGAUGACAGAGGUUGCUGGGAUGACACAGACAAUGUUGGUAUUUGGUGGAUUAUUAAAGGACCAAUAACAGGCUCGCUGCUGAUCAACAUAGUCAUCUUCAUCAACGUGAUCCGGAUCCUGGUUCAAAAGCUUAAAUCUUCAGCCAUGGCCGGGAACAAUGACACCGGACACUUUAUGAGGCUGGCUAAGUCCACCCUGUUCCUCAUCCCUCUGUUUGGGAUGCACUACACAGUAUUUGCCUUCCUGCCCGAGAACACUGGAGUGGCAGCCAGACUCUACAUCGAGCUGGGCCUGGGAUCCUUUCAGGGUUUUGUGGUGGCACUGCUUUACUGUUUCAUGAAUGGAGAGGUCCAAACAGAGCUGCGGAGAUGGCUGCGGAAGUGUCACAAUCAAAAUCAUCUGAACCCAGCCAAGCGAAGCAUCACUCAGAUCACAGUUCAAGCCCGCGGGCGGCCUCCUUCUAGCGGCAACAUCUCGUCAGUAUGAUUUUUAAGAGACCAUCCAUGAGAGACAAGUUGCUGUGAGAAUGUGUAGCAACCUAUCAGAGGCAGUUCUCAGCCUGCUGAUGACAUUAAUUCAACAACAGCCCCUCUGUGAGAGGAGCAUCAUGAACACUGUGAGUGAGUGAGGAAAUGUUGCAUUAUAUCAGUGUCAGAUUAGUUGCACAGAAGCACAGAUUCUUCUAUAAUGGUUGCAACCAAAAAAUACUAAAAAGUAAAGGAAUACUGGUGCUUGAUUUGUAAGGAUGUCAUGGUGACACAGACAGAGCUGGCCCGGGAACUCGUAGGAGGAGGAUUUCACAUGGUUGUGUUCACAGUUUGGAGUACAAAAAUGAGCAAAUGUCGAAGGAUUAUAUAGAAACGGCUGUGGAACAAUGGAUGUUUGAACUUGGCUAAAUUAUUUGUAACAUGCUUGACUUGUCAAAUUGUUUUGUGCUGCACUGAACAGAAGCAGUCACACUAUUUCAGUGCAGGCUGGAAAUAUGUGCAGAACUGAUAUGGACUGAAUGUGCUUAUUGAUUUUUUUUGCAGCAAUUCACCUGCUGCUAGAGAGAGACAUUUUCAAUCAUGAAAAUCCAGAGAGACCUGAGCAAAUGUAUUAAAGGCGUGUGUGUGUGUGUGUGUGUGUGUGCGUGUGUGCGUGUGUGUGCGUGCGUGUGUGUGUGUGUGUGUG
Molecule: messenger RNA, 2267 nt
Organism: Sebastes umbrosus (honeycomb rockfish)
Lineage: Eukaryota; Metazoa; Chordata; Actinopteri; Perciformes; Sebastidae
Product: vasoactive intestinal polypeptide receptor 1-like
Exons: 13
Coding region: 252-1580 (442 amino acids)
Biological process (GO): cell surface receptor signaling pathway; adenylate cyclase-modulating G protein-coupled receptor signaling pathway
Cellular component (GO): plasma membrane
Molecular function (GO): peptide hormone binding; G protein-coupled peptide receptor activity; vasoactive intestinal polypeptide receptor activity
Source: RefSeq, a predicted model, not a curated record